AACGCGAUUUUUUAUACCCUCACGGCCUCACACACACAACGUCUUAUGUAAUUGUAGCGAUCGCAGUCGUCAGUUUCAGAGAUAUCAUUCAAUCAUUUAGAAUUAGAAUCCGAAGUUUGAAACCUAAUCAACUCCUCCCACAAUCUCUUCCUCUUCUUCAGGACACACAAAAAUGAACAAAAGCAGCUUCAAGCAAGACCACGAUUUCGAAAAAAGGAAAGCUGAGGCUUUAAGGAUCAGAGAGAAGUAUCCUGAUCGAGUCCCGGUGAUUGUCGAGAAGGCUGAGAAAAGUGAUAUCCCAAACAUCGACAAGAAGAAAUUCCUUGUCCCAGCGGAUCUGACGAUUGGCCAAUUUGUGUAUGUAAUUCGCAAAAGAAUCCAACUUAGUGCAGAGAAAGCUAUCUUCAUCUUUGUUGAUAAUGUUCUUCCUCCCACUGGAGCGAUGAUGUCAACGAUCUACGAAGAGAAGAAAGAAGAAGAUGGAUUCUUAUAUGUUACCUACAGUGGGGAAAGCACAUUUGGAUCAUCAAUAGUUCUAUGAAUCUGAUAGAAAAACCGAUCUCAAGCUUCAUAAUUUCCUAUCGAAUAAUUUGAAUUUGAUGUUCUUGCUUUUUAGUGUAAUGUAAAUAUAUUCAGUUCUCUUUUUUGUUCAAAACUUCAAACAGCAAAAGCUCUCGCUUCUGUUUA
This is a messenger RNA of Eutrema salsugineum, 687 nucleotides long. RefSeq names its product autophagy-related protein 8g. NCBI's taxonomy places the organism in Eukaryota, Viridiplantae, Streptophyta, Magnoliopsida, Brassicales, Brassicaceae. Gene Ontology annotation, biological process: cellular response to nitrogen starvation. The record is from RefSeq and is a predicted model, not a curated record. Bases 173 to 541 code for a protein of 122 amino acids. The transcript has 6 exons.